Molecule: messenger RNA, 3687 nt
Organism: Trichogramma pretiosum
Lineage: Eukaryota; Metazoa; Arthropoda; Insecta; Hymenoptera; Trichogrammatidae
Product: bromodomain-containing protein DDB_G0280777-like
Exons: 9
Coding region: 446-3463 (1005 amino acids)
Source: RefSeq, a predicted model, not a curated record
AAUACCGUGACGUUGCGUGCAGAAACAAUCAGUCAAGCAGCGGCCGGACUCUUUUGGUCCGCGAUACAUCCCCGCUGCGCCUCGCUCGAGUUUCCAGAGAUUGACUUUAUCAAUCGGCAUAUUGUGUUUGUGUCUGUGCAUGUGUGGUGUGUGUGUGAAUUCGUCUCUCAUCACAUCGUCGUAACUCGUCAGUCGUCGCUGUUCUUUUGUGCAGAGCUCGAGUCCGCGGUGAAAUCAUCGAUAACCCAGCCAUCCACCUGCCGUAGCCUCCCCGAUGCAGCUGAUCAGAAUUCGCGAGUUCUACCAGUGUCGGGCUCGAGUCUGAGUCCUGAGAAGGAAAGAAUCGGAGAGAGAAGUGCAGCAGCCACCCUCGUUCGGCGUCGAGAUUUCGCUGCUGUUGCUGCUGCUGCUACUGCCGCUGGCUGUGUUGUAGGCGAUUGCUCUAAUGGGCAAGCUAUCGCAGAACUGGAAUUCCGCCGACUCGGACGAAUCGAUCGAAAAGAUCAAGAAGAGGAAGCGCAAGAACAAGCUCGAGGAGAUCAGACGAAAUGCCCUCGCGGCCAAGCGCAACUUGGAGGAAGCCACCAACGUGACGAAUCUGCUCAAUAGGAAAAAUAAUUCAAAGCCUUUUCCGGAUCCUGUAAAUGUCAACGGAUUUUUUCGUAGAGGACUGAAAGGGAAAUUGAUAUCGCGCCGGCCUAACGACAAGUUAUUGUUGGAUCCUCAACCAAUUGAUUCUCAAAACAAACUUAGAGAGGCAGUAGUAAAUAAUGAUGCAUUGAAACUCAUGCAAACUUGCAGCAUUAGUCACAAACCACCCGAAGAUAAAGCAUACAAAAUACCACCAAACAUAAGAAAAAUUUUACAGGAUUUUUCAGACAAUUCUAGCUUCAGCAGUAUUAACUCGAACAAUAGGUUAGAGCAUGCGAGUCCUAAUUUAGGUCUAAACGGAAAAAAAAAGGUCGCUUUGUUAUCUGAAAUAGAAAAUCAAGAAAUAGAUUUCAAUCAAAACUAUCCAUCGCCUUCAGCUAAUGGGAUAAGUAAAAAAGAAAAAUGUAUAAGACGAUUAUUUGAAGAUGAAAACAGUACUAGUCAUAACAUAAAAAAUAGCCAACCAGAACAUGAAAAUUUAAUAUGCAAUCAAAACUCAGAUACUCCAGAAAAUAUUAUAUACUUUACUGAACUUUCUCAUGGUUCAAAUGUAGAUAUUGCUGCUGAGAAGAGAAAACAUGAUUUGAAAAUGAAACUUCAAGACAAACGAAUUAUUCAAUAUUACACAGAAACUUGUAAAAUAAUUUCAGAAAAAAGUUUGAGCGUCUUCAAAAAUCAUUUUCCAGAUCCUUUACAAGCUGCAAAAACUACUUUAAAAACAACUUACAUCAAAUCUUUUACUGACUUUAUUUGUAAAGAAAAAAAUACACCAGCUAAUCAAAGAAUUCGUUCAUCAAAUAAAGGUUCUGUUUCAAGUAACUCUGACAUUUUACUGGAACCAGACUCUUGUAUAGCUCGUAUAUUAGAAAAGAACCAAGUUAUGUUCAAUAAAACUAGUAAUCGUGAAAAUAAUUCCAUUUUAUCUGAAGUUGAUUUAGAUAAUAUACCAGAGUCCAGUGUACCUGUGAGAUUAAGAAAUUUGGGAGAUCCAACUCACAAAAGAAAAAGAGCAGCUUCUUCUAAUGGGAAUGGUAGUGACUUAGAAAUCCCUUCAUCUACAAAAGUCAAUUCAGAUAUUAGUAGCACUAGAAUGCAUAUGAAUAUGAUCGACCCACAACGCCAAGAACUUGUUGCUCGAUACUUGAAAGAUGUCAACACAAAUAAUAUGCAUCAAAAAGAAAAUUCUAAUCGAAAUGUUCAUAGAGAACCUGACAGAUUUGAUAGUUUUAUAAAAACUGAGAAGCCCUUUAUAGGUAAAGAAACAAAACAAUUAGCUGCCGCAAAUAGAAAUCCAAAGCAUGUUCCAUCAAUUCUGAGAAAAAAUCGACCCGCUAUAGAAGGUGCAUCAAAAGAAAAAACUUUCAUAGCAGUGGAAAAAAAUCGAAGUUCAAAUCCAUUAAAAAAAUCCAUGAGCCAAGAGUUCUUUAGUGAUGAAACUUGGAAAAAUGAACAAUCUCCGAGUUUAGAUGAUUUAAUUCCAAAUGAGUUUAUGUCAGCUCCAAAGUGUAAAUAUUCAUAUAUGAAUGCUAAAUACAAUCAACCACCAAGAAUUAAUGUACCUGUUAGACAAAACCAAGUGCAUCAAAAAAAUUCGAAUUUUGAAAGACACCUAUUUCCGCCAUCACCACCUAGAUACGUAGAAAAUAGUUUCAUUGUACAGCAAAAUUUCAAUCCAUCUCCAAUAAGAGACCAAAUUAGUUGUUCUCAGAAUAGUUCCAAAAAUUUCGAUUUUUGUAAUUAUCAAUUGUCUCAAGGCAGUUCUGUUGCAGAAAGUAAUGGAAUGCAACGAAUGAUUAGUUUUGGUGACAUACAACAAAGAACAGAUCUUUUGACACUUCAAUCGAGUCAAAGUCAAAAAUGUUCUCAGAAUAGCUUAAGCCAGUUCUCUAAUCAAGAUGAUUAUGUAUUUCAUUCAAAUCAUUGUCAGCAACCACAAGUCUGUAAUCAAGCUAAAAACAUGAUACAUAGCAAUCAUUUAUGUAAUGUAUAUGGCGAUGUCCCAGAUCCUAGAAUGAUCGAACUGUUGACACAACCAAGUUCUCAAUUUUCAAACAGCGAUGUACAAUAUAACGUUAAUCAGACUUAUUUGCCAAAUGAUAGUUAUCAAGUUGUAGCAGCUAAAAAUCAAUUAUGUAGUCAACAAGAGCCAAUGAUUGGUAACUGCAUGCCUGUGCAAACACGAGGCAUGAGUCAGCCUAUAAAGUUUAUGGCUACAGGUAGAGAUCGAUUACCUGUUAGGCGUCCGAUUUACGAUACAAAAGAUUUUUGUACUCAUAUACACAAAAGUUCAAUGUUAAAUCCGCAACAGCAACAGCCGCCAAGCCAACAGCAAAAACAGCCGCAGCAGCAGCAGCAGUCGAGGCAUUGCCAUCAAAGAGAUAUAGUAAAUAUACCUCAUUAUAUGGCAGUGAGUUCAUCGACGAUCCAAGAUUGUUUCCGAAGCUUUCCUCAAUCGUCAGGAAACAAAGUGAAAGUCGAGAAAAUGUAUCAAAUUGUCGAUCGAAAUCGACCGAUUUCGUCCAAUUAUAACGUACCAAUACCGAACGGAAAUUUUAUUCCGACUGGUUUAGUUAGUCAAACUUUAGUUUGUCAAGAGAGCAUGCCAGUUCACACAGUUGUAAAUAAUCCUAGAGAUAUUGGAAAACUUAUAAAUGGGUCACAGCAGCAGCAGCAGCAGCAGCAGCCGCCGCCGCCGUCGAUCUACACCCAAGUUGGCUUUAACCAACUUAAUCAAACCAAUCAACAUAGUCAUUAUGUUAAUAGCGAUGAGGCUUACAAUCAAAUGAACAAUGUUUAUAUUCAACAAAUGUAACGUAACGUCCAGGCUCAAUGGACCUUGAAAGUAUCUUUAAUCACACCAAUAUACAUGGUGUUAGAAUGAUUGCCAGUUAUAAUCAUUGUAUCAUAGUCGUUCCUAUAUAAACGCAUCAAUGUUUUGCACGCGUCGUCGUUUAUACUGCUUUGUAAUUUUUCAUCGAAUGAAAUACGAAUAUAUGUAUUGUUUAUUUAUUUAUUUUUUUAUUUUGUAAAUUUUUG